Suillus subaureus is the source of this 1290-nucleotide messenger RNA. RefSeq lists its product as uncharacterized. The transcript has 9 exons. The coding region runs from base 1 to 1290 and encodes 429 amino acids. The record is from RefSeq and is a predicted model, not a curated record. Lineage: Eukaryota; Fungi; Basidiomycota; Agaricomycetes; Boletales; Suillaceae.
AUGGCUGUUGAGCAGAGUGCCCAGCUUGCUGGCCCUGGACUGCUCAUUAGACCAAAGCCUCGCCCACUAUUGAAGAAGACUAAACCCUUAGUGUCAUCCCUGGACUCAGAAAAUGCAGCAAUGACUAUGCCAGGCCCUAAAACAUCUGGCAGUGCAAACACAACUCAAAAUGCUGUGAACACAGGGAAGAACAAGUAUCAAGAUUUGAAGAUCACCUUUAAGGACGGCGUCAAAGCGAAUCGAAAGGUUUCUAACACCAGUGUAUCCACUUUAAGUCAGACAUGUGUGGGAAGCACUGAUGGGAAAAUCAAAAGAACAUUCACAUCCGAGUCUUCCACACCAUGUUCAGAGGAAGUGGGAGUAACAAAGUGGGUGAAAAAUGUGGUGUCCAAGUCCCAACUGCAGCCCUCUGCACCACCAAGUACACAAAGCGCUCAGGUGGUCUCGAACAACAACUUGGAGUGGACAGAAGAUGUUGAUGAACCUGAGACAUUUGAUGAGCAAAUGGUUAAAAAUCAGGCUGGGAAAACUGCCAAAGAUGUGUCCAGGGGAAAGAAGCGUGCCUUUUCCAACUUGUUGGAGGAAGAAGAAGAAUGUGAAGUCCAAGAUGAUCCAGAUGCUGAUGAAGGCCCUAAUGUCGAUAAUCCAGUAGACGAUGUGGACAAUGAUGUCGAGAUGGUAGAUCAGCAACUGCCUGAGGUUGGUACCAAGGCCAACAAAGCAGUGAAAACUCAGCUCACAACCUCUUGUACAAUGGUGCACCCAGAGAAUUUGAGGCCAACAGCUAGAGUGGUUUGUCAAAGGAUUUCAGAGUGGAGGGGAGUCUUUGGCUCCACUGCUGUCAGUGCCCUGGUGACGUUUUUUGCUUCAAAUGAUGACUUCCAGGCUCCCAAGGCACGAAAGGAAUAUGCUGAAUAUCAGCUCGAGGACUCAUGCUUCAUGUAUGAAGACCCAGACAAUGAGGACUUACCUGGAGCCUUUCUGUCUGAAUUCAUCUUGCAUGUUUUUGCUGCCCACCUUAAUGCUAUCCAAGGAUAUGAGAAAAUUGACAUAAUUGACUGUGGCUUACCUGGACACCAAGCCAUGCUUGCACUGGCAACUGUGGCUGCUGAGUGCACACUUAUUUUGGCUUGGGACAAUCUUAUACUACUGGACGACACUUCAGACAAUGACAAGAAACUGCACAAGAUCAUAUUGAUGCUUAAUCAAGCCACGAACAAGAUGAGCAAUACUGGUACUGCAUUUUUGUCAGGCAACUGGGAGACAGACACCAUUGCUUACAUGGAAUGA